This is a messenger RNA of Oreochromis niloticus (Nile tilapia), 2509 nucleotides long. It is a transcript of the gene wnt16, whose product is annotated as wingless-type MMTV integration site family, member 16. Gene Ontology annotation, cellular component: extracellular region. Gene Ontology annotation, biological process: cell fate commitment; canonical Wnt signaling pathway; neuron differentiation. NCBI's taxonomy places the organism in Eukaryota, Metazoa, Chordata, Actinopteri, Cichliformes, Cichlidae. Gene Ontology annotation, molecular function: cytokine activity; frizzled binding. The record is from RefSeq and is a predicted model, not a curated record. The coding region runs from base 44 to 1111 and encodes 355 amino acids. The transcript is spliced from 4 exons.
UGCUCCGGGCCGGGUCGCUGUCAGCAUGCGGAGCUGAGCAGGGAUGGAGGCGCGGAGCUGCGGAGUCCGACACAUGAGCGCUCUGAGUCUGCUGCUGGUGUGCGUGUGCCCGCUGUGCUGCAGGGGCAGCUGGAUGUGGCUCGGUGUGACGUCACCGGGGGUGGUGGAGAAGCUGGGGUGUUCCAACUUGCCUCUGAGCCCCCGGCAGCGCGAGCUGUGCAGCAGGAAGUCCGUCCUACUGCCGGGCAUCCAGGAGGGCGCGCGCCUCGGGGUGGCCGAAUGUCAGAGACAGUUCAGGCACGAGCGCUGGAACUGUUCCACCAAUCAGCAGGUGCCCGUGUUCGGGCAUGAGCUCACGAGCGGAACCAAAGAGACAGCGUUCAUCUAUGCGGUGAUGGCAGCAGGGCUUGUCCACGCCGUCACGCGCUCCUGCAGCCAGGGAAACAUGACGGAGUGCGGCUGCGAUGCUCGGCUGCGGGGCGGCGGCUCAGCAGCAGAGGGCUGGCACUGGGGCGGCUGCUCAGAUCACAUCCAGUACGGGACGUGGUUCAGCCGCAAGUUCAUGGACCACACCGUGAAGAACAUGUCGACGAGCCGCAGCAGCUACACGCCGAGCACCAUGAACCAGCACAACAGCGAGGCUGGGCGACAGGCGAUCAACAGGACGAUGUCCACAGACUGUCGCUGUCACGGUGUUUCUGGCUCCUGCGCGGUGAAGACGUGCUGGAGGACGAUGGCGCCGUUUGAGCGGGUCGGGACAUAUCUGAAGGACAGAUACGAGCACAGCGUGCAGGUGACGGAGCGAUCCAAGAGGAAGACGAAGCGGAAGGACCAGCGGCGUCUCCAUGUGGACAAACACCAGCUCAUCUUCCUCAACAAGUCUCCAAACUACUGUCUGGAGGACAGGCGGCGGGGCAUCGCGGGCACCAGAGGGCGCCGGUGCAACCGGACGUCCACGGGGCCAGAUGGCUGCAACCUGCUGUGCUGUGGCAGAGGAUACAACACGCACGUGGUCAGACACGUCCAGCGCUGCGAGUGCAAGUUUGUGUGGUGCUGCUACGUCCACUGCAGGCGCUGCGAGAGCAUGAACGACAUGCACACCUGUAAGUAACACACCUGGAAACAGAAACAUGUGGAACACGUAGCUCACCUUCAUUCACCUCAGCAUGAUACCUGGUAACAGAAGAACACCUGGAAUAAAAGAAGGAUUUCUGGAAAGAGACAAAUUGGACAUCUGGAUCUGAAAGAGUGUAAAGGAAGGAAGGACUGAACCUCUCAGGUGAAGACAGAUCCUCCUUGGACCAAUCUGAUCAGGCCUACAGAGCGGAGCUGCUGCUCCAGGUGGAAAGAUCCAGGUGAGCCAUGUGACAGCCUCCUGCAUGCCUCCUGUGUGAGCUGUUUCAUGUUCACCUGUGAGCAGCAGACCCAGGACAGGAUUUUACUGCCUGAACGUUUUCAUGUUUCAGACUGGACAGACUUCUCUAACGUGAUGUUUCUGAAGCAUCCAGAGUGCCACCAGGAGGAGGAUCAGUGCUGCUGCACACUCAAUCUGAAGAUCUGAAUGACUGAAGCACACCAGAUGGUCAGAGAUCCAUGACUCCUGAUCAGUCUCAUCAGUUCUGCAGCCCACAGACUGAUUUCAUAUUUUAAAAUAAAAAUAUUUAUGUGUAAAUAAUUUUUAAAAGUUAAAUAUUUGGUAUGGAAUCAUAUUUUUGUAAUUUCUGUCCAAAAAAAAAUCAAACUGACAUCAGAAGGUGAAAUGAUCCCGUAAAUGUGGAUGUGAAGAGUUCUUUGUUCAGUUUCUGCUGGCAAGCUUUAUUAACAAAAACAUGAAAACAACAGAACAAAUAGCUGUGAGUCUGUUUAAAGGUUCCACAUAAAUACAGUUUAUUAUACUUUGACUAACAAAAAAUAAAAUGCCUGGUAGAGAAAAUGUAGACAAGUCUGUGUUAGAGGAGAUUUGGUUCAGUUUGUCUUUAACAAACCAUAAAACCCCUCACAGGAUAUUCCAGAAACAUUCCCAAAAAGACAUCCUGAAAGAAGGAAACCAUGUGAAUGAUCCAGAAACAGGAAAUGCUGCAUUCCAGCUGGAAGUUCAGCAGUAUAGCUGUACAGGCAGCUGAUGACGUAGAGUAAAAGUACUUCAUUACAUCUAAACACAGAAGGCCGUGCCCGUUCUGCCUCCACCUCACCCAAGAAGAGUCUUCUUUUUGAUUUUUGAAUAAAAGAAUGAUUAAAAACACUUCACAGCUCUCUGAUGUUAAAAAUCUGACUGUGUUGUGUCAAAGUGAGUCACUCUUGAAUUAAAGACAUCAGAAAGAUGUAAAUAUAACAAACAUAUAACACAUAUUAAACCUGCACAGUUUUGUUCACAUGGAUGUGUUUAAACAAAGUUAGGAGAAAGUAUUCUGUCUGUCAGUCAGUGAUGGAUGCAUCCAUCACUUCCUUCAUUUGACAGUUUAAACAGCAGGAACAAAAGAACAGAUGAUGAAACAUCAGACCAUAGAAA